Messenger RNA from Penaeus indicus, 1217 nucleotides. RefSeq lists its product as uncharacterized. The record is from RefSeq and is a predicted model, not a curated record. The annotation marks the transcript as partial. The transcript is spliced from 5 exons. Lineage: Eukaryota; Metazoa; Arthropoda; Malacostraca; Decapoda; Penaeidae.
GCUUGUCAAAAGCUCGUCACGUAUCGUAGUGGAGAAGUGUUCAGAGGGACUGAUCGGAGAGCGCAGGCGACGGCGUUCCCCCACGCCCCCCCCGGCGGCGGCUGCGAUGCUCGAGGGCGCAGGCGGCGAUGGCCAAGCGCGCGGCGGCGGGAUGGCGGUGGAGGGCCAUGGCCGCGGCGCUCCUGCUCUCCUCGCUGCUCCUCCUCUACUACUCGAAGGAUGCAUCACUUACCCGAGCUGUGGACCAAGAAAAAAGCCUGGAAUCGCCAACGACUGCUCAAAGGCCUUCACCUGCACGGGGGAAUGGCAGAUCCAGCAGUAGUGACUUCACGCUCUCAGAGAGAAUGGGGGAUAGCCUACAGUUGUCCAGCAGUCACAAUACUGUUACAGAUAAUAUUCAAGCUCACGAUCAGCUAGUCACGAAGGAGGACAGUUGGAUAGAAAAGAAACACAAAGAGAAACAUGAAGCUAAAUUCAACAAAUCAAUACUGACAAAACACAGAACAUCGCCUGCUGUCGAUUCAGAGACAGAUGUCGAGAAACGCUUAAACUUUACGUCAUUAUCGACCAGAGAAAGGGAAAGUAGCAUCUCCGGAGACAGCAGCAGUGUGCGAAAUAAUUCUGCAAAUAUUUCGGUUGUAAGCUCCCAGACAUCUCAUAGAGGAGAUCUGACAUCGAACAUCACUCACCAUGAACGCAGUAACAAUAAAAAGGAGAGACUAUUUCUUGAGGAAAGUCCCCAACACGGAGCUACGUCACAACAGAAGGUUCAUACAAACAAAAUUAGAUUUAUAUCAGCUUUAAACUCUUUCAUUCUUGCUGAUAAUUUGAACUUCAAUGCUUUAAGCGCCAAACGGCUCUUGUAUAUGAAGACCAAAUGCCAAGCCCUUGAACUUCCCAAGAGGAAAGAGAGAAAAACAAUACGAAAGAAAAUUGCUGUCCGAGAUCUCUUCAGCACCUGCGUUGCCCCGAAGGGAGGGUCUACUUCAUGGUAUGAACUAAGAGAGAAGUUAAAACAACACCGAUUUGAAGGAAGUGCCCAGGCAGCUAUCCUCAGUGUAAGGCACCCUCUCUCACGCUUGACAUCAGCUUAUAGUCUCAAGUUGCAUAAUGGUGAGCAUGACCCAGUCGGAUCUCUAUUUAAAAUAGUUCUUUAUAAACGGCUGCAUUCAGAAUUAUAUUCUCGCUCAUUUCAUGUAAGACACCAAAACGUCUGG